This is a messenger RNA of Jatropha curcas, 2507 nucleotides long. RefSeq names its product beta-galactosidase 17 (gene BGAL17). Gene Ontology annotation, molecular function: beta-galactosidase activity. Gene Ontology annotation, biological process: carbohydrate metabolic process. NCBI's taxonomy places the organism in Eukaryota, Viridiplantae, Streptophyta, Magnoliopsida, Malpighiales, Euphorbiaceae. The record is from RefSeq and is a predicted model, not a curated record.
CUAAUACAGUUAGUAAGCAACACUUACAUUUCCUGUGUCUGAUGAGCUAUUCAAAAGGGCAAAAACGAUUUGAACAGAACCGAUGAUCAGAACUAAAAAGACUACUCUAAUUACUAGAGCAACUUCAAUGGCUAGAAAGAGAAGCUCUAAAACGAUGACAUUGUUUCUAUUAUUCGUCUCUUUAAUCACGUUUGGACUCUUCGUUCCAGUCUUCGCUUCUCUCCCUUCUCUCUCCUCAUCCUCCUUUCACCACUCUGAUCGUUCCCAUCGCCACGGAAAGUUCUUCAAAGCCAAUGCUCGAAGCUUUGAGAUAGCAGAUGAUAUGUUCUGGAAAGAUGGGAAGCCUUUUCGGAUAAUUGGUGGUGAUUUGCACUAUUUUAGAAUUCUUCCUCAGUAUUGGGAAGAUAGACUGUUGAGAGCGAAGGCCUUGGGCUUGAAUACCAUUCAAACUUAUGUUCCCUGGAAUUUGCAUGAACCGCAACCUGGAAAGUUGGUUUUUGAGGGUAUUGCUGAUCUUGUUUCUUUUAUCAAACUCUGCCAGAAGUUGGAUUUCCUUGUUUUGCUUCGAGCUGGGCCUUAUAUAUGUGCAGAGUGGGAUUUAGGAGGUUUCCCUGCUUGGUUGCUAGCUAUAGAACCUGCUCUCAAACUGAGGUCCUCUGAUCCUGCUUAUCUUCAAUUGGUUGACAGAUGGUGGGGAAUCCUAUUACCAAAGGUAGCUCAUCUUCUUUAUGACAAUGGAGGUCCUAUAGUAAUGGUUCAGAUUGAAAACGAAUAUGGUUCAUAUGGGCAUGACAAAGCUUAUCUUCAUCACCUAGUCAAAUUGGCUCGAGAACAUCUGGGGAAGAAUAUAAUUUUGUAUACUACUGAUGGAGGUUCGAGAGAACUUCUUGAGAAAGGAACCAUUCGUGGAGACGCUGUCUUUUCAGCUGUUGAUUUCUCCACUGGUGAUGAUCCUGAACCUAUAUUCAGGUUACAGAAGGAGUUCAAUGCUCCAGGGAAAUCUCCUCCGCUUUCUGCGGAAUUCUAUACAGGUUGGCUGACACACUGGGGGGAGGAGAUUCAACAGACAAGUGCUGAUUAUACAGCGUCUGCCUUGGAAAAGAUUUUUGCACAAAAUGGUUCUGUUGUGCUUUAUAUGGCACAUGGUGGAACAAAUUUUGGAUUUUAUAAUGGAGCAAAUACCAAUUCUGAUGGAUCUGGUUACAAGGCUGAUAUCACUUCUUAUGAUUAUGAUGCACCUAUCAAGGAAUCUGGUGAUGUUGACAAUGCAAAAUUCAAUGCUCUGCAGAGGGUUAUUGGGCAUCAUAGUGCAACAUCUCUUCCCUCUGUUCCUCCAAACAAUAAAAAGAUAGGAUAUGGACCUAUUCAAUUACAAAAGACAGCGUAUUUUUUUGAUUUUCUCAAUAUGACUAAUCCUGCUGAUGUCAUUGAAUCCAGAAAUCCAGUCUCAAUGGAGUCUAUGGGACAGAUGUUCGGAUUUUUAGUGUAUGCUUCUGAAUAUGCUUCAAAGGAUGAUGGAAACAUUCUGUCCAUAGCAGAGGUGCAUGACAGAGCUAAAGUGUUUGUGUUAUGCACUUCUGAUUAUGAGGGCAGAAGGCCAACAUAUGUUGGUGCAAUUGAAAGGUGGUCAAACAAAAAACUUUUCCUUCCUAACGACAAAUGCGUCUCCAACAUCAGCUUAUUUGUUUUGGUUGAAAACACGGGCCGUGUAAAUUAUGGACCAUAUAUGUUUGAUAGGAAGGGCAUUUUGUCUUCUGUUUAUCUGGAUGGAAAAAUUUUGCAUGGAUGGAAAAUAAUUUCAAUUCCUUUACACAACCUGAAUGAGGUCCCAAAAGUCAAUGUCAUCGCUCAAGUUGCACAUUUGGGACUUAUUGCAUCAUCAGCUCUAAGGAAGUUGGAUGACAACUCUGAGAGUGUUUCUACAGAGCCAACAUUCUAUACUGCCCAUUUCUCUGUUGAGAAAGCACAUCAAGUUAAAGAUACAUUCUUAUCAUUCAGUGGUUGGGGUAAAGGGAUUGCAUAUGUAAAUGAUUUUAACAUUGGAAGAUAUUGGCCGUCUUUUGGACCACAAUGCACUCUUUAUGUACCUGCUCCAAUCCUUCGGCACGGAGAAAAUGUUCUGGUCAUACUUGAGUUAGAAUCUGAACAUCCGGAGCUUGUAAUACAUUCAGUUGAUCGGCCAGACUUCACAUGCGGUUCGAGUAGAUUGAAUGUUCAUCAACUUUAGCCAUACAUUCUAUACACAAUCGUUGGAAAGUGAAUAACAUAUUACAUGCAGAUAGCUGCGACAGUUGAUCUCAACAUCUGCAAUUGUCCAUGCAUGUACAUUGGCUUCAUAUUUGUUGUAGUAUCCCGAACUUUUAAUUUCCAAAAAAAUUGUUUAACUGCAACUUGUUGGUCUUUUUACUUACGUGGAGAAUAUGAAGUCCCAAGUUCAAUUUCUGAGCGUACGAGCUCUCACCGAUUUGAUAAAUAAAAGAAGGGUUACUUUAUUGUGUAGUUUCCAA